UACGCGCUGGCUGCACAUGAAUACCGGUACCCGCCCAGACUAUGAAGCAGACGCUCAUCUCUCUAUCGCGCACUGGCAUGUGAGACCUCAGCUGCUGGACUCUGUGACAAAGUAAUAGAGGCUUGGCAUGGUGGUCAAUCCGGCCGCCUCGGCUGACAUGGUAAGCGUUUGUGGGACUCUCCAGACCCGUUCAUAAACAGGGACAAGCGGACACUGGUGCGCGGGGAGGUAUUAGACAGGUGCUUGUCAUUCCUCCCGUACCAAUUUAAGCAUCUAUACAGACGCCAGAGAGUCUGAGUGUGUGUGUGUGUGUGUGUGUGUGUGUGAGUGUGAGGUUGGGAUUGUGAUUCUGAUCAAAAACCAGUGGACGUGAGCUUUUUCGCCAUGAAGUGCUUCAAGAGUCGGCUGGGUCAGGAUGUGGAGAAACAAGGUGCCAAACUGUCUAAACCUCGCUGGGAUCGCAUCUCUAGUAACAAGGUCCCCACAGACCAGACCAUGGUGGUAGGGGGCAGGGACAAGGACUCAUACACCCAAUCAGCAGGUCCACUGAGGAAGCGUCGCCAGCGAUAUGUGGAGAAGGACGGCAAGUGCAACGUUCACCACGGCAACGUGCGAGAGACAUACCGUUACCUAACAGAUAUCUUCACCACGCUGGUAGACCUGAAGUGGCGCUUAAACCUACUGGUUUUCACCCUGGUCUACACAUCCACCUGGCUUUUUUUCGGUCUCCUGUGGUGGCUCAUUGCCUACGCCCGUGGAGACCUUGACCAUACCCAGGACAGCACCUGGACACCGUGCGUCAACAACCUCAACGGUUUUGUCUCUGCCUUCCUCUUUUCCAUCGAGACGGAGACCACCAUUGGCUAUGGCUACCGCGUCAUCACAGACACUUGCCCAGAGGGCAUAAUGCUGCUGCUGGUCCAGGCUAUCCUAGGCUCCAUUGUCAAUGCUUUCAUGGUAGGCUGUAUGUUUGUCAAGAUCUCCCAGCCCAAAAGGAGGGCAGAGACCCUCAUGUUCUCCCACAAGGCGGUGGUGUCUGUACGCGAUGGCCGACUAUGCGUCAUGUUUCGGGUUGGUGAUCUGAGAAACUCUCACAUUGUGGAGGCCUCUAUCAGAGCUAAGCUGAUCCGCUCCAGGCAAACCAAGGAGGGAGAGUUUAUCCCCCUGAACCAGACAGACAUCAACGUGGGCUUUGACACUGGAGAUGACCGUCUGUUCUUGGUGUCUCCGCUUAUCAUUUGCCAUGAGGUCAAUGAGAAUAGCCCCUUCUGGAACCUCUCCCAGGAGCAGCUGGCCACGGAGGAAUUUGAGAUUGUCGUCAUCCUAGAAGGCAUGGUGGAGGCUACAGGGAUGACAUGUCAGGCCCGGAGCUCCUACCUGAGUUCGGAGGUGCUGUGGGGCGAACGCUUCACACCUGUACUUUCCCUUGAAGAGGGCUUCUACGAGGUUGACUACGACACCUUCCAUCACACCUACCCCACCCCAACUCCCGCCUGCUCAGCCCGAAAGCUGGCUGAACUGGCCCAAAAGGGCGAAGCCUUCCCUCUGCCCCCGCUCUCCCCUCCGCCUCCUCUCUCCCCACCUGCUCCCCACUCUCCACCGCCGCCCCAGACUCCGCCCCCUAAGCAGUCAUGCAUGGAGGAAAAGACAGAUAAAGGGGACGAGGGAGAAGACAGGGUGAAGGGAGACAGUAGGGGAGAGGGCGUAGGAAGAGGAAGAGAGGGGGAAGUGAGGAAUGAAGGGGAACUGGAUGGAGAAAAUAUCAGUAAUGGAGAAGUGAGCAUGAUGGACUACGGCCAUAAUUUAUAACAUUUCAGAUUAGGAUGCCAAAAACGGUUAGUUUAGUGGUAUCUCACCUGUGAUAUCACACCUGUGGUAGUGACACUGUGAAAGGCGGUGAGGUGCACAUAGAGGCAGCAGGCCACUGGCUACUUCCCUAGCACUUAUACAUAAGGAACUAUGACGAUCAUUGCCAAAGGUCACAAAGACUUUUAAACAACAUAGUAUUGUGCCAAGAUUUAGAAAUAAAAUCGAUUGGAUGUUUAAGUGUCUAUGAGAUUUUUCUUUACAUACAAAUUUAUAUGUAAUUGAUGUUGUUAAAAAAAUUGUUUUGCCGAGUAAUUUGUGUCUAAGUGUGAACAAAUAAACUAUGUGGAUUUCACCAUAUAAUCUUUCUGAAUCUGCCGGUUUAAAGUUAAAUCUUGUUUUUGUUAUCCCAUCAUUUGUAUUGUUUACAAACACAUUUUCAUUUUUUAUAAGCUUAUUGGAGAGGUUGUCUGAACCCCGUGAAUACUGAAAACUCAUCAUGAUAUUGCAAAGUAUAUCUUUAAAUGACAAUACUUCCAAAACAAGAGA
Hypomesus transpacificus is the source of this 2355-nucleotide messenger RNA. RefSeq lists its product as uncharacterized. Gene Ontology annotation, cellular component: plasma membrane. The coding region runs from base 385 to 1809 and encodes 474 amino acids. The record is from RefSeq and is a predicted model, not a curated record. The transcript is spliced from 5 exons. Gene Ontology annotation, biological process: regulation of monoatomic ion transmembrane transport; potassium ion import across plasma membrane. NCBI's taxonomy places the organism in Eukaryota, Metazoa, Chordata, Actinopteri, Osmeriformes, Osmeridae. Gene Ontology annotation, molecular function: G-protein activated inward rectifier potassium channel activity.